Molecule: messenger RNA, 2770 nt
Organism: Camellia sinensis
Lineage: Eukaryota; Viridiplantae; Streptophyta; Magnoliopsida; Ericales; Theaceae
Product: beta-galactosidase 3
Biological process (GO): carbohydrate metabolic process
Molecular function (GO): hydrolase activity, hydrolyzing O-glycosyl compounds
Source: RefSeq, a predicted model, not a curated record
CCAAGUAUUAUAUUAGUGAGAGAUAAUAAGCUGAUGAAUAAUGCAACAAGGAGAAGAAGAAUCCAAAUAAACAUGGUUGUUAUUGCUGUAUUUGCAGAGUAGUGGCAGUAGAUCAACAGCUGCUCUCUGUCUCUCUCUUCCUCCACAUAUUCCUCCAUUCUUUUUCUCUCUUCCAAACUUCAAACCCAGUUCAGAAGAAGACAGAGAAACAGAGGAGAGAGAAAAUGGAGACUAACUCAGUCUCCAAGUUGUUCACCCUGUUGAGCAUAGCUUUACUAAUGGUGGGUACUCAGCUGAUCCAGUGUAGCGUGACCUACGAUAACAAGGCCAUCAUCAUAGAUGGGCAUCGCAGAAUCCUCAUCUCUGGCUCCAUACAUUAUCCCAGAAGCACCCCUGAAAUGUGGGAAGAUCUUGUACAGAAGGCUAAAAAUGGAGGAUUAGAUGUGAUAGAUACAUAUGUGUUUUGGAAUGUUCAUGAACCUUCCCCUGGCAAUUACAAUUUUGAGGGAAGAUUUGAUCUUGUACGGUUCAUAAAGACAGUUCAGAAAUUUGGGCUCUAUGUUCAUCUCCGUAUUGGACCUUAUAUUUGUGGAGAGUGGAAUUUUGGAGGGUUUCCAGUAUGGUUGAAGUAUGUUCCUGGCAUCAGCUUCAGAACCGAUAAUGAGCCUUUCAAGGCAGCAAUGCAAGGGUUCACCCAGAAAAUUGUUCAGAUGAUGAAGGGUGAAAACCUGUAUGAGUCCCAGGGCGGACCCAUCAUCCUAUCUCAGAUUGAGAAUGAAUACGGGGCAGAAACAAAGGCUCUUGGAGCUCCAGGGAAAGCGUACAUGAACUGGGCUGCUAGUAUGGCGGUUGGAUUGGGUACAGGAGUCCCAUGGGUGAUGUGCAAGGAAGAUGAUGCCCCUGACCCUGUGAUAAAUGCGUGCAACGGUUUUUACUGUGAUGCAUUUACUCCAAACAAACCUUACAAGCCCACCAUGUGGACUGAGGCUUGGAGUGGCUGGUUCACAGAAUUUGGGGGCACAAUUCACCAGAGACCUGUUCAAGACUUGGCAUUUGCAGUUUCUCGAUUCAUACAAAAAGGCGGCUCAUUCAUUAACUAUUACAUGUACCAUGGAGGAACAAACUUUGGGCGCACUGCUGGAGGACCUUUCAUCACAACCAGUUACGACUACGAUGCUCCUAUUGAUGAAUAUGGUUUAAUCAGGGACCCUAAAUACAGCCAUUUGAAAGAGCUCCAUAAGGCUAUUAAGCUAUGUGAACAGGCCUUAGUUUCAUCCGAUCCUAUGGUUACUACAUUUGGAAGCUCCCAACAGGCUCACGUGUUUUCUGCGGGAAGUGGAAAUUGUGCAGCGUUCCUCUCAAACUUCGAUAGCAAGUCUGCAGCGAGUGUUAUGUUCAAUAACAUGCAUUAUGAUUUGCCACCGUGGUCCAUCAGCAUCCUCCCAGAUUGCAGGAAUGUAGCCUUUAACACUGCAAAAGUUGGAGCUCCAACUUCAUCGCUGAAAAUGUUGCCAACCAAUUCUAUGUUGUUUUCUUGGGAGAUUUACAAUGAAGAAAUUUCUUCUUUGGAGGACAGUCCGACAAUGACAGCGGUUGGACUGUUGGAGCAGAUAAAUGUCACUAGAGAUAGCAGCGAUUAUUUGUGGUACAUAACAAGUGUUGAUAUCAGUUCAUCAGAAUCGUUUCUGCGAGGAGGACAAAAGCCCACUCUCAUCGUGCACUCAAGAGGCCACGCAGUGCACGUCUUUAUAAAUGGACAGUUUUCAGGUUCAGCCCACGGGACUAGGGAGGCCAUGAGAUUCACAUUUACCGGACCAGUCAAUCUGCAGGCUGGAAUGAAUAGAAUAGGACUACUCAGCGUGGCUGUUGGAUUGCCGAACAAUGGGGUGCACUACGAAAUGUGGAAUGCAGGAAUCUUAGGGCCAGUGUCACUAAAUGGCCUAAACCAAGGAAAGAGGGACUUAUCGUGGCAGAAAUGGACUUACAAGGUUGGCCUGAAAGGAGAAGCAAUGAAUUUGGUAUCUCCAAAUGGAGUCUCAUUGGCUGAGUGGGUUCAGGGGUCGCUAGUCGCCCAAAGCCAGAAACAUUUGACUUGGUACAAGGCUUAUUUCAAUGCUCCGGAUGGAAAUGAGCCGUUAGCCUUGGACAUGCGAAGUAUGGGAAAGGGUCAAGUAUGGAUCAAUGGACAAAGCAUAGGCAGAUAUUGGAUGAUUUAUGCGAAUGGCAACUGUAGGGCUUGCAAUUAUGCUGGGACAUACCGAGCCCCUAACUGCCAGCUUGGUUGCGGCGAACCAACUCAGAGAUGGUAUCAUGUUCCCAGAUCUUGGUUGAACCCGACACAAAAUUUGUUGGUGAUUUUUGAAGAACUAGGCGGGGAUGCAUCAAAGAUCUCACUGGUGAAAAGAACAAAAUGAUGAAAGGAACCACAAAAGGAGAAGAAUCCAAAAAACUUCCCACUGUAAUUAGAUUUUAUGCUAUGGUAAAAUUUGAAGCAGAAAGAAGACGAAAACCCGACACUUCUAAGUCGAUGGUCAUCCGAUGCCAAGCAACGAAAUUGGGUCUGGUGGCAACACCUACCAUUCACUAGUAGAUGGGGCAAUAUGAAUCUGAUGAGUGCUAUUAGGUAGUGGAAAGCUUGCUAUGCUUUGUAUCAGGGUUCAAAAGGUGGGCUCUGUAAUAAAUUGUGUAAUGGUGAGUUAAAAAAUAACAUAUUUGAUCAUUCUUCACGACCAAAAAAUAACACAUUUGAAGGGUUCUAGGAUUGUUUAGA